UGUUUUGUCAUUCCAAUGUCGUAUUAUUACCUCAGUAUAUGGUUAAUCAUUAAGAUAGUGUCUCUUGUCUCCAGUGAUAAAACAUUAAAAAUGUUAAAAUGCGCAUUUAUCGCAUCACUAUUUGGAAUAGCGCUUUCUAUAGACGAUCCAUGCACGUCUGCUACACGAUUGCCUUCCCUCUGGAAGCGCUUUAGUGGAAUGACUCUCCCCGAAGGAGAUUCAUUCGUCUGCGACUAUUAUCUGACUGAAGGAUGGUACUCUAUGUAUGAUUACUAUAUCUCUGGAUCUUCAGAAAGUUGUGGAACUUCAUUUUCGUGGUACAGAACAGAUACUCUACCCGAGGAAGGUACUAAAGAACUGUCACUUUGUGCGUCUUACGAAGAAAACAAAUGCAUUGAUGAACGAAGUAUCGACGCAAAGAUAUGUGAUGAUGGAACGUAUGUGUUUUAUUUGACGCCGUUAGACUCGUGUCCGGAAGCUUACUGCAUCGAAACAAAAACUGGAGAAAUACCAGAAGACGACGGAACACAACUGGAUGUUUCUAGCAUUGACCCCGUAGUAAUUGCUGAUACGGAAUGGGUCAAUGAAGAGAAAAUCAACUAUCUAUAUUUCUAUUGCGAUUUUGAUCCAUUGGAUGAUUCGAAAUACCUUUAUUUUGUCGUUUGGUCUGAAACUGAAGACAACGUCUGGAUAACUGAACUACAUGCACCUGAACCAGCCAAGUUUAAUACACUUGAAGAAUUUAGAAGAAAUACUAGACUUACGCAUAAACAUCUAGACGCCAAGGCUAAGCGCCUCAAUAUAAAGAUUGCAUGUUCUGUAACUGCAAGACGCUACAUAUUCUCAGUUGACAGUGACACAAGACUUAGCGAGGAACAGUUUUUCGGAAUCGAGAUGAUAAACAGCAAAAGUCUUACCAUCGAAUACGAUCCAGAGAAGGACAUAGGUGAUCCAGUAUAUGUGUCCUUUAAACUCAGUGUACCAUUUGGAGGACGUUUUGGUUCAGCAAAGGAUGAUCCUAAUCAGUUUUACUUUUAUCUGAACAUGAAGCAUAUAGAUUCGAAUGGGCAAUGUAAAAUAAGUGACUUAGUCACGGCUCAAAACAAGCAUGUCCUUCGUAAUUGUGGCUCCAGACUCACGCUUAAUGAUUAUCAAAAUGGAAAUGUUGAGAAAACGGAGUUGAAACUGAGAAAAGGUGAUGGAUUACUGAGUUGGAACCACAAGUUUUUCAUUUUCUUUCAAACCCAAACGCUUCCAUUUGAUCCAUAUCUUAGUGAACUAAAUAUGCCACUUAUAUCGGUCACAGUCAAACAGAGGCUUGGAGUUAUGGCGGGGAAAUACUGCUACUCACACAAUGACCCACACAUGAGAACAUUUGAUGGAAGAAGGUAUGAUAACCAUGUGCCAGGGACACACAUUCUAUACAGAAACAACAGGGAUAAUGCACAGGUUCAGAUGAAGACGGCCAAGUGUGGAGGCGCAUCCUGCAACUGUGGCAUUGCAGUGAACGUAGGAAGGGAUGUUUUCGUCAUAAAUGCUUGCACGUACCGAAUACGAUUCGAUAUAAAAUUUAAACAGUGUGAUGACGGCUUAUUAAGGGAUAAGGUUACGAAAAGCGGAAAUACUUAUAAGGUGUAUUUUCCUUCUGGUGCCGAGGUUCACAUUUCACUAUGGAGUCCACCGUGGAUGAAUAUUCAGAUAAAACCAUCGGUCCAGGAUUUCAACAAUGUUGAAGGCAUGUGUGGUUCAUUUGACAAUAAUCCGAACAAUGACCGCGGUACUGGCUGGGGAGUAACCGAUGGACUUGACGAUCUAUUCGUUGAAAGCAACCUGAGAACAUAUCCCUGGCCAGGAGAGCAGCUGUUCUGUGAGUGUAUUUAUCCAGACCCAGACAAUCAACCGUUGGACCCUCUAGACUACAUUGUUUGUAGUGUUGAUGAAGCAAAGAAAUGUGAUCUAAGUAGGGACGAAUCCGUUUUCAAUUUAUGUUACCCGCGAAGUGAAGGGCUGAUUUCGAGGAAAAGACGAGAAACUCUUACUGUAGGAGGUGAUGUACAUGAAUCUUCAGACACAUCGUAUCGGGCACCCGCAGAAGAUGAUGCUGGUCAGGCAAUUGUUGACUUUAGCCCGGAGGAAGCUCUUGCAUACUGCCAAGAAGCUUUUGACAUUCCAGUUAUGCACAUCUGCGACCAGAUUCCUAACUUUAAUGUCACAAACGCUAUUUACGAUUGUGUUUCUGACAUUGAGAGCACGAACACAACAGAAUGGACAUUGGCAAACAUUGGUGCCAUCACCUCCCUUUGUGAGAUGUGGAUUUCAGACAACACCCCGCCUCCUAUUGAAUUUCUAAACAAUGUAACACUUAUCAUAAAUGGAGAAGAGUACGACAAUCUUACCGAAGACCUGCUGUCUGGCAUUAUCAACCCAGUCUUUACAACAUCGACUCUGCAAUCUGUUCAAAACCUAUAUUGUCCAAAUCAGUGUCUUAAACGAGGAGAUUGUGUAAAUGGCACAUGUCAGUGCAACGAGAUGUAUACAGGAAUUGAUUGCUCCAUUAACCUACAAAAGCCCCCUAAAAUGUUGGGGAUUCCAGAUAAUGGCAAGUGUGAUAGAGUUCAACGACUAUGUGAGCUGACAUCCGUCUACGUUUCGAAUAUUGCAGAAAAUUGCUCUUGCGUGAAGACAAGUUUAAAGGUGUCAAAUAAUGGAACAAUAACCGAAGGAGAAACGCAAACAGUGCAAGCAAAUAAGCUCUCCCCAACAGAAGUUCAAUGUUCUUUACCAACCAGUUCCCGACGCAAACGCCAGACGGAUGAGGACACUCCUAAUGACAUCAUAGCCGAAGGAUUUAACAUUUCUAUUACAAACGAUGGCUACGAAACAAGCGAAGGAGAUAUCAUCAUCAUUUACGAUUCUGAAUGCGUCAAUUGUUCAAGCGUUGACGGGGAGAUAGAAUGUCAUACGCUGCUCGAUACCGGUCUUUGUGUGAAUAAUGGAUUAUGUUACGAACAAAACAGCUCAGUUGGCUGUUAUGAAUGCCUGGAAGUUAAUGGUGUAGCGUCGUGGAUAAACAUGUGUGAUAUGGACGACUGUUCCAGCGACCCCUGUCAAAACGAGGCCACUUGUGUUGACGGCCAAAGCUCGUACACGUGCUCGUGCGCCCCAGGGUGGGAGGGCACACAUUGUGAUCAAGAAUUGAAGAGGUGUGCCAGCAGCCCGUGUCAAAACGAGGCCACUUGUGUUGACGACCAGAGCACGUACACGUGCGCGUGCGCCCCAGGGUGGGAGGGCACACAUUGUGACCAAGAAUUGAACAGCUGUGCCAGCAGCCCUUGUCAAAACGAGGCCACUUGUGUUGACGGCCAGAGCUCGUACACAUGCUCAUGCGCUCAAGGGUGGGAGGGCACACAUUGUGAAGAAGAAUUGGACAGGUGUGCCAGCAGUCCGUGUCAAAACGAGGCCACUUGUGUUGACGGUCAAAGCUCGUACACAUGCUCGUGCGCCCCAGGGUGGGAGGGCACACAUUGUGACCAAGAUACAAAUGAAUGUCUCAGCUACCCAUGCAAGAAUGGUGCAACCUGUUCUGAUUUGUUUAACGCUUACGAAUGCAAGUGUACAAACGGAUAUGUAGGAAGGAACUGUGAUGCUAGUCUUGAUUAUGCAUGCUACGGUGCUCGUUUGUUGCCAAAUUUGAAGAAACGGGUUGUUGGAUAUACUUCUAUGGAAGGCGAAACUGCUGUUUGCGAUUAUUAUCUUCUUCCAAAGUGGUAUCAUAUGUGUGGUUUUGUACUUUCGUCGCAACAGCAAGGUUGUGGGACAAUUUUCAACUGGUAUACAAUCGACACAUUACCAACAAGCGGCUCAAAAGAGCUACAGGUGUGCAUGACGGGGCAAAACAUGACUGCAUGUGAGGAGACAGACACAGUUACAGCCGCGAAAUGCCCGGAUGGAAACUACACUUUCUUUCUGUCAGAUCUCGCGGCCUGUCCUGAGGCUUAUUGCAUAGAGCCACUGGACGAGAACACUGACACAUCCCUAGCCUGUGUUUCAUAUCCAAGUGGAACUUUUGGUGGAUUUUGUCAUGACGAUGUGCCGUGCUCAUUUGACCAUUCCACGUGUCUGCUCUACAAGUGUGAAUGUUCAUCUGGAUACUAUUAUAACGUUGAUCGAUGUUUACAAGAUGGUGAAGUUGGCGGAAAGUGUUUUGCGGACGGUUCUUGUAACGCGGAAGCCAUCUGUUCUGGGUACUUCUGCGAAUGUGGCGAGGGAACAACUCAAGUCGACGAUUCUUGUUUAGCACAUGGACUUACUGGGGCAAGUUGUCUUGACAAUGAAGUAUGUGAAGACGAAAACGCGUUUUGCCAGAAAUCUGAACAGUGCCAGGAUCAACGAUGCACAUCAACAUGCGUGUGUAACCUCGGUUACAAAUUAACUGAGGACGGACAUUGUAAAGAAGCUCCAGAAGACAAUCCCGACGAUGGAAACAACAUAGGGUUGCUGGUAGCAAUAAUUGUACCUACUGUAAUUGUACUGAUUGCCGUUGCUGUAGGAUUGGCUGUUUUUAUAAAGAAAAUGAAGGCACCCAAGACACAUAUCAACUACUCGUCACAGAAACAUUGCGAAACGCCUAAGAACAUACAUUAUAAUCACGGAAGACCGGUAUCUCCAGGCAGCCAUCGACCGACAUCUUCAGAAUUCUCCCGACCGACAUCUCCAGCAUACUCUCGACCGACAACUCCAGGAUACCCUCGACCUACCUCGGCGGGAAAUAUAUUUCUAGCGUCGGACUUUAAAUGUGAUUUGUGAACAAUGACCGAAAAUGUAAUACAAUUGUUGGUUUAAUAUCAACCUUACAACAUUUCUACGUUUUUUUGGAUUCACGUGAAAAUACUAAGUGUAUCCAAAUGUUUUCAAAUGUUAUCACGCGCAAUGCUUAAGUUGAGAAAUGACCUUUUUAAGACACAAACAAUAGAAUAAAUCCGCAGUAAACCCUCGUCGUUGACCGUUCCAAGGCGGUAUCUUCAACAUUUAUUUAAUCAUAUACAUUUAGUAUGAUGCAUGUCCAAUCUGUGUACGUUUUUUUGUGACUUGUUUAGUUUAUCUCUCAUUUAGCGUCUGUGAAGCCUAAACAGCGUGCCCUAACACGUUAGCCGCUGGCCUGUUCCUCUUGUUUAUUGAGUAUUACCAUAUAAUUAUGAUAUACCAAACCGAGUUUUAUUUAGUGCAACUUGGAAAUAUUGAACUGUCAUUCACUCACCUGAAGUAAAACAAUCGUUGUUAAGUAGGUAUAUACAUAUCUGUAUAUAUUGCUUUUUUCAUCCCGUUGAUUGGAGUUGCAUGUUUUAAGUAUUAUUGUAUGCGAUCGCGACAACUGAGUUCACUUAGUACCGCAUCUCACUAAUGUUCCGGUGGUCGUCAUCGACUGUUGCUCGAGCCCAGUUUAUAUUUUGUUUCAUAAUAACACUUACCGAUUGUGAAAAGGAUCAUUCAUUUUUUUAGUUUAUCACCUAAAACAUGACCAUUUGGCAAAUUGGCAUUUCUUUCAAAAUAAAUUAAUGCCCUUUAUAUGAUCUUUACAAUCACACUACUUCCUCUGAAGUGCAAAAUACCUUUAUCCCAUUUAAAUGAAACUACUGAUAAUAACCCUACACUGCCCACCAUAGGCUAUGUAAGGGAGUUUAGCGUACUUUAGAGGGAGGCAAGAGGCAGACAAUUUAGAUAGAUUUAUUAAUAUACAUAUAUAGUACCAGCAUGGUUAGUGAAGUAGCUUCUUUUGACUGAAGAUGAACUAUAAAAAAAUCAUAUGAUCAUAUCGUAUUUUAACAAACAUUUUUAGAAUCAUGUUAUUUGACAUAGUAGUCAUUUCCUUUUAUUAUACUCGUAUAUAAAGUAUAACCUAUUAACGUCGACUUCUUCUCUGAAUUGUUGUUCAAUAUCACGAAAUUGUUUCGUUUCGUCGAGUAAUAAUCUUCAUUUGUUACCUUAUUGUUGUUUAUGUAUUAACUACUCGGUGAUUAUAUUCGGAAUAAAGCAUUCCAUUGUAUAAAACAUACUACCAUAUUUACAAAUAUGUUAACAUCUUCAUAAGCUGUACUUAGCUUUACUCACUCAUGAAAUAAAAUUAAAAAAUGUC
This is a messenger RNA of Mya arenaria, 6133 nucleotides long. Its product is annotated as von Willebrand factor D and EGF domain-containing protein-like. The record is from RefSeq and is a predicted model, not a curated record. The transcript has 31 exons. Lineage: Eukaryota; Metazoa; Mollusca; Bivalvia; Myida; Myidae. Gene Ontology annotation, molecular function: Notch binding; calcium ion binding. Bases 16 to 4806 code for a protein of 1596 amino acids. Gene Ontology annotation, biological process: Notch signaling pathway.